Messenger RNA from Prorocentrum cordatum, 571 nucleotides. Lineage: Eukaryota; Dinophyceae; Prorocentrales; Prorocentraceae. The record is from the annotation of a GenBank genome assembly.
UGAGCACAGGCGCAUCGGCAGGGCGGCGCCGCCGCCGCCCCCGGAGACGUUCGGGGCGUACGCCAAGAAGACGGAGGAGAACGGCGGAGUGAUGGCGAUGAUCAACCUUCUCGUCGCUGACCUCGACAAGGAGAUGGCGGAGGCAGAGACGAGCGAGAAGGACAGCCAGGCCGACUACGAGGCCCUCAUGAAGGAGUCCGCGGAGAAGCGCGCGACCGACGCGAAGUCCCUCGCCGACAAGGAGGGCGAGAAGGCGAGCCUCGAGGGGGACCUGCAGUCGCACAAGGGCGACCUGAAGGAGGCCAACACCAACCUUGCAACCACGCUCAAGUACAUCCACUCGCUUCACACGGAGUGCGACUGGCUCUUGAAGUACUACGACGUGCGCAAGGAGAUGCGGGCCAGCGAGGUGGACGCCCUCGGGAAGGUUCGCGCAGCGAGUGAACGGAAAGGUGCUGACGAUGAUCAGAAGGGCGAGAGUGAAGAGGAGGACAAGGAGCAGAUGCCAGCAGGCCAAGGCCGUGCUCAACGGCGCAGACUUCUCCUUGCUCCAGACCGCGCAGUCUCUCAG